AUGCUGCUGGACGUGAACACAAAUCACACACUAAUGCACGAUGCUCAUGUGCAUGAACAUUGCCUCAUCAAAAGCAUACGUGAUGAUGGCGCAUUGCACUCAUGGAGCGACUCAUCAAAGGUAUUUUAUCCCAAGUCAUUUUACGCUACCGCUACUAAUAAGAAGAAUAACAAGUUAGCCAGCGCCAGCAUGAACAAGACCGCCACAAGUAAUAGGACGGUGAGCGAUGAGAUUUAUUUCCACUCCACUAAGCCGCAGUUCGAUGGUCAAGGAAGCGCUGAACGUACUAGAACACUAACCAAGAGGAAUAGCUUCAAGAGGACUAGAAUACUGAAGGCUCGAGACGAUUCCGAACUGCUGAACGAAAAUCGCUCAUCUUUGAUGACCCCGUCCUUAAGCUCGGUCAUGUCGCAAGUUAGGAAAACAAAUUCCGCCAAGACGUUAUCGGGCGAAUGCCCCAUACAUGAGGGCCACUUAACACAGAGCAUAAAGAGGAAGUUCUCCGAGGAAGCUCAAAGCGACUGUUCUUCAUUGAGCUCCUCUAAACUUCAUCCCUUGACAGAUGAUAUUGCUGACGCUGUCGAUUUGCAGACCCCCGCGAUUGGCGAUGAGGUACUGGCUGAGCCGGUCGUGCCCAAAAUGAAAAUAAUAAACAUAAAUGAUCUCGAUUUGUUCGACGACUGGGAGGUUAAGGAUUUAGUCGAUAUCUUUCCUCCCGUAUACGAACGGCGUCCGCGAUCGUCCUCUGCCCUUUCACUGGUUUCUGCGUCGUCCGAUGCCAAACUUCGUCCGACCUCUGUGGACUUCCAAAUCAUCGACAAGAAAGGCGGCAAGACUUCAAGAAGGAAGAGUAGGAGCAAAUCGACUACAGAAAACAUGAUUUACGAAAAUGACCUGGUAGAAUUAGAACAAUGGCCAUCUGCAUCACCAUCGCCCGAGACCGACGGUUCGAUUGCAUCUAGCGAGCUCUUGCCCAAUAAAAGAAUAAGACAAAAAAGUUUGAAUACCAAUUUCCUAAAGUUAUACUCUAUUGAAACAUCAUGUAAAAGGAAGAGUAUUUUACCCGAAGUCGAAGUAGAUGACCAUCUGUUGAAGCAGCUAACGUAUUCCGAAAUUCGGUCUUUGGAAAUCAAAAAGGAGCCAAAUGUCUCUACGAACGAUAUUAAGCUUGCCCUAAUUACUAGGAAAAAAUUAUGGUCUGACAUGGUCCAUGAAACAAGAAAUGAUCUUUUUGGCGAUUCUACCCCCUGGAAUUUGCACUUUGUUGCAACGACAAGCAAUACGGAACCUUCGCAAGGCCGUGAAUCCGCAAGCGAACAUGCAACGGCGGAUUUGAAAAGUUCUUUGGUCCGCGUACACUCAGACGUCAAGCCAUGGUUCAACAAUGGCGGCACAAUGCUCAAACCAUGCGGAAAACUAAAUUUAGGCAAAGUCACCAAUAAGACUUCCGCACCUACGAGAGAGAUUCAAUAUGUCGUAAAGGGCUGGUGUGACAGCAGGUUUCUCUGA
Saccharomyces cerevisiae S288C is the source of this 1509-nucleotide messenger RNA. It is a transcript of the gene GIS3, whose product is annotated as Gis3p. The coding region runs from base 1 to 1509 and encodes 502 amino acids. NCBI's taxonomy places the organism in Eukaryota, Fungi, Ascomycota, Saccharomycetes, Saccharomycetales, Saccharomycetaceae. Gene Ontology annotation, cellular component: nucleus; cytoplasm. The record is from RefSeq and is marked reviewed. The transcript has a single exon.